Drosophila melanogaster (fruit fly) is the source of this 1039-nucleotide messenger RNA. It is a transcript of the gene lectin-46Cb, whose product is annotated as lectin-46Cb. The transcript is spliced from 2 exons. Lineage: Eukaryota; Metazoa; Arthropoda; Insecta; Diptera; Drosophilidae. Bases 6 to 974 code for a protein of 322 amino acids. The record is from RefSeq and is marked reviewed. Gene Ontology annotation, molecular function: carbohydrate binding.
GCGAAAUGAAGCAUCUCCUGACUGCACUCGUGGCCCUGCUGAGCAUCCUGCCGCGGGGCGAGCUCCUGGGAUCAGGACCCCCCUGCCCGCGUCGCUAUUUGCGCAGGAUCAACGGCAAGUGCUACUACUUUUCGGUGAAAAAGAUGAACUGGUUUGGCGCCCUGAACAACUGCCUACGCAAAGGACUGACCCUGGCGGACUUGAGUAACCAAAGGGACUUCGACGGAGCCAUUGGGUUCCUGAGUGGCCUGGGCAACACGGAGGAUUUCUGGUUCGGGGGCAACGAUCUGUACCACGAGGGUCGCUUCCAGUACAUCAGCAACGGUCGGUUGGUGCGCUACUACAGCAACUAUAGCAACGUCCUGCCACUGGAGCACUCCGAGUGCGACGACUGCCUGGAGGUGAGGAUCCGCUCCGAGAUCAACAUGGUGUCGGCAGACAACUGCCACGAGCGGCAAUACUUCAUCUGCUCGGAACGCUACUGCCAGGGCACGGAUAGUGGCAAGAAGCCGAAGCACCACAGUCACGAGCACUUGCAUCACUUCCACCACGACAUUGGCGGAAGUGCCGAAGGAGAGGACGAUGGCGAUGGCGAUGGCGACCACGACCGCCAGGACCCCAUUGCCAGUGGCUCAGUGGAGCACCCGGAGCCGGACUCGGAGGAUGCAGUCGGGGCGCUCGACGUGCCCGAUGACGAUCAACCUGGUCAGAAUGGCGUCUCGGUGACACCGGGAGCGGAAGAAACAAAUACCGUUGGCGGAACUGGUGAGCCGGGCGCAACUGCCACCCCUGCCGCCGGAGCUGAAGCUGUUUCUCCAGCAGCAGAAGGAGCCGCACCCGCCGGAGCAGCUCCAGCUGCCGAAGGUGCCGCCACUCCUGCCGCCGACGGAGCCACGCCCGCACCCACUCCCGCGCCAGGAGCAGAAGCACCCGCCGCCGCAGCAGCCGAGACUCCGGCACCGCCAGCAGCCUGAUCUCCACAACUUGCCCAGCUGAAGCCCACAACUAUUAUCGAUUAAAAAUAAAUGACAGCAAUAAU